Molecule: messenger RNA, 1341 nt
Organism: Penicillium waksmanii
Lineage: Eukaryota; Fungi; Ascomycota; Eurotiomycetes; Eurotiales; Aspergillaceae
Product: HECT-type E3 ubiquitin transferase
Exons: 3
Biological process (GO): protein monoubiquitination; protein autoubiquitination; proteasome-mediated ubiquitin-dependent protein catabolic process
Cellular component (GO): cytosol; ubiquitin ligase complex; nucleus
Molecular function (GO): ubiquitin protein ligase activity; ubiquitin conjugating enzyme binding; cyclin binding
Source: RefSeq, a predicted model, not a curated record
AUGUCCCGCUCAGGUACAGAUAGUUUCCUCUAUCUACACGCCGAGCUCCUCCCUAAUAUCCGCCAAAUCACCCUCUACGUUUCCCUUCCCCAAAUCAGUGCACUAAAUAACGUCCGACCGACCAUACAGUUAUCAGAAUCCUGCAAGGCAGUCACAGUCUCGCUCUCGAAGCCUUUCCAAGAUGUGUCAGAGACAAUCAAGCUUCCGGCGCGCGUCAACGACGCGUCUCGCCGAGCAUUGAACACGAGCGCCAGCCCAACAAUCAUGCACAAUCCGUCCCAAUCAAAGGGUACCAGCCAUGACUACUCUUUUAGGAUGCAGAUCGAUGCCAAGGAGCCGGCUCUCGCACCUCGCGACGAAAUUAUGGAUGAUUACGUACCCUGGACAGCUGCGGAUAUGUCUUCCUCGACCCGUAUUCGUUGCCGAAAGUGUGGCGCGACCUUCCUCGAUCCAGCAAUGUCCGCAAAUAUACCGGAAGAAGAAGGGACUGAGGUUCCGGCUAAAUGGACUUGGAAAGAUUUACCAAGUGGGAAUUGGGCGGAGAUGAUGGACUUCUGGCACUGCCACAAGCCUGACCCCCACGAGGACGACCCAAAGUCCGAAGCCACAGUCGCUCUCAAGAUUGAGGAGCAAAGUGCCCAGAUUAAGGGAUACGGGGCAUCCAGCCGUGUUGAAGCGAUCCCUGCUACUGUCUUGAUCGAUGUGGCUACUUUCCUACUGGCGGAGUCCGACUGUGUAGGCUUGAAAAAGAGCGAUCAAGAGGAAGCCCAAUCUAGUACAGAGGCUUCAGAACGACGAACAUUAGAGUGCAUGAACUGCAGCACUAUUAUUGGCAUGGAAGAUUCGUCGGCCAAUGGAUGGCGGCUACUCAAAGCAAAUGUAUCCUUGAACACCAAUUCCGUGCCUGUUACAGACGAAGAAUGGCAAAGCCACCCCGAAGAGAUGAUUGUCGCGGCACAAUUGCUAGAGCUGAUUGAACGUGAAAGUGCUCGAAGAUUCGUCGUUCAUUGCGGCCAAAAAAGUGGACUAUUGCUCUGGGUCUUCAAUCCCGACCUACGCUAUUCGAAUUCCUCUUCCGGAUACAGUGUUAACGCCCAACAAGCCAUGAAAGUGUUCUACCAGAACGUUGAUGACGUGGACAAACUCCUCAGCCCAGAACUUGGAAAAGUCAGCCCAUUAUCGGUGGAAGAGCUCGAAUUGCCCUCUUCGAUACUACAAUCCUUAUCCUUCUCCCUUGAAAAAAGCAACAACAUGCUUCCUCUUUCAGCGAGAAGGUUUAACGAAUGGCACGUCGGCUUGUUGAGCCGAUUCAGUCGUGAGCAAACGGCUGCCUCUGCCUCA